Molecule: messenger RNA, 3247 nt
Organism: Callorhinus ursinus (northern fur seal)
Lineage: Eukaryota; Metazoa; Chordata; Mammalia; Carnivora; Otariidae
Gene: SERPINB12
Product: serpin family B member 12
Biological process (GO): negative regulation of endopeptidase activity
Molecular function (GO): serine-type endopeptidase inhibitor activity
Source: RefSeq, a predicted model, not a curated record
GUGUGAUAAUUGAACUGACUUCAUCAGAGCACGGACCUUAGCUGGGGACAGUCCUCACUGGCUUCCAGACUGUCAUCAAUCUCAGGAUGGAUUCUCUCGUGGCAGCCAACAACAAAUUUUGCUUUGAUCUUUUCCAGGAGAUAAGCAAAGAUGAUCCUCAUAAAAACAUUUUCUUCUGUCCUCUGAGCCUCUCGGCUGCCCUUGGCAUGGUCCGCCUGGGGGCCAGAAGUGACAGUGCACAACAGAUCGACCAGGUACUACACUUCAAUGAAUUUUCCCAGAAUGAACGAAAAGAACCUGAUCCCUGUCUGAAAAGCAAAAAACAAGAAGCGCUGGCUGACAGCUCUCUGGAGGGGCAGAAAGAAACAGGGGAGUCUCUAACUCUGCAGGCCGAGUCUUCCAGUGAUGAGAGUGGACUGCUCAGUUGCUACUUCGGGCAGCUUCUUUCCAAGAUAGACAGGAUCAGAGUUGAUUACACCCUAAGUAUUGCCAACAGGCUUUAUGGAGAGCAGGAAUUCCCCAUCUGUCCGGACUACUUAGAUGGUGUGAUUCAAUUUUAUCACACAACCAUUGAAAGUGUUGAUUUCCGGAAGGACACCGAAAAGUCCAGACAACAGAUUAACUUUUGGGUUGAAUCUCAGUCCCAAGGUAAAAUCAAGGAACUCUUCAACGAGGAAGCUAUUGACAGUGCAACUGUACUGGUGCUGGUGAAUGCUGUUUACUUCAAGGCCAAAUGGGAAACAUAUUUUGACUCUAAAAACACAGUUGAUGCGCUUUUCUCUCUAAAUGAGAAUGAAAAGAAGACUGUGAAGAUGAUGAACCAAAAGGGCCUAUUUCGAAUUGGCUUCAUAGAGGAGCUGAAGGCACAGAUCCUUGAAAUGAGGUAUAUUAAAGGGGCGCUCAGCAUGUUCGUCCUGCUGCCUCCUUGCUCUGCAGAUAACGUGAAGGGCCUGGAAGAGCUUGAAAGGAACAUCACUCAUGAAAAAAUAGUGGCCUGGAGCAGCUCAGAGAAUAUGUCAGAAGAAACAGUAGCUGUCUCUUUCCCGCAGUUCACCCUGGAAGACAGCUACGAUCUCAAUUCUAUUCUACAGGACAUGGGCAUCACGGAUAUCUUUGAGGAAGGGAAGGCUGAUCUUACUGGAAUUUCUCCAAGUCCCAAUUUGUACCUGUCAAAAGUUGUCCAUAAAACCUUUGUGGAAGUGGAUGAAAACGGCACCCAGGCAGUUGCUGCCAGUGGGGCCGUCGGCAUGGAAAUGUCCAUACCUUCCUGGGUGACGUUUAUUGCUGAUCACCCUUUCCUCUUUUUCAUCAGACACAACAAAACCCAAAUGAUUCUCUUCUAUGGCAGGGUCUGCUCUCCUUGAAAGGAGCACACUAUCUAGGACCCGGGAGCUGGAAGAAAGUGGCAGUCUGGUCUCCCCCUGGCAUAACAUGGGCAUUUGCAUUCUUGCUGAUAUCUAAAGCUGACUGAAUUCUGUCACAGCUCCAAGCCCCCUUCCUCCGGCCACUGGGCCUGUGCUUGUCCUGAUUCUUCUCUCACCCUGUAGCUGACUUUCAUCUACCUCCAUUAGCAUCGAAGUCCCUGGCUCCCUCCCUGACCUCUCACCAUACUAAGCUUUCAAGCAUGUAAUUCACCCUCUGUGACCUGCAGGUCAUGUAAUUGAGAAUGGUACUAACUUUAAGUUCCCUACUUCCUUAUAAAGGAAUCCUGAAAGUUCAAGUCAUUAGACCACUUCUAGGGGAGGAUAAAUUCAGAAACCACUUUAACAUGGGCAGUAGGAGGAAAUGUUGAAAUGGAAUGUGUUUUGGAAACUCAGCUCUAUUUCUAUGGUAGUUAAAACCCGAGUCGUCGCGGGGCAAGACGCCCUGCCUCUUCCUCUCCCAUCUUCUUCUGCUGCAUGGAAGAUGCCCUGUAAGAUGCUUCUCACCGGGGAGAAAAGCUACCCACUGGGGGUGGAUUUAAGUGAGAGCUCAAGGACGGAAGCCUGUCCUGACUAGCACUCAUUCUGCGCAGAUCAGGAUAUGUUUUGUGAAUCUGGCGUUGAACUAGGAGAGUGGCAGUGGAUUUAAAAAUUAGUCUCAGCUUUCCUUAUUGAGUCUCCUAAGCCAUCAUCACGAAGCACGAUCCUCUGUGUCUUCUUCACCCCCUUCCUCCGAGAAUUCUCCUCUGAAGUUACCCCUAAAUACCCAGCAUGUUAGGUGGGGGAAGGGAGCGCUGCCCUCACUGCAGACUGUCAGACUCCCCAACACCCUCUGUCAGCAGUCCGGCCCCAUGGACUUUUUCCUCCUGGAGGCCUUAUGCCUGGUCACAUCCUGAGAGCAGGCCUGGGUUUGGGCAUGAUACAUGUGGAAACCUUUGUCAGGAAGGCCCUUGCUUCAUAUCAAGCUCUGGUCUAUUGAAAGCCGUAUGCCUGAGUGUUCAAGACUCCAGAACCUGGGACCUUCGUCCUCUGAUAGGUCUGUCUGAAUUCUUGAUUUCUGCCUUAGCUGAACACUCUGGAAUGACUGCUAACAAUGUCUAACUCGAGGACGUGGACAGUCGUUCUGUCAAGGUGAAUUUCUGGUCUUGGUCGUGGCCCUGUUUCCUUGCCCUGCCCUAUGAGCGUCCUCCUCACAGUUGCCACUGGUUGGUUGUUAAGUGUGGCUGUGGCAGUUUUUGCAGAAGGUAGGUUAAGCAGCUGCCAUGCCGGCCCCGGUCCCCCCGUUUUCCUCCAUAUUAAUGACUUCUUUGUGCUGUGAGGGACAAGUUCCAUGUUCCCCAUACAGGGCUCUCAUUGUCAAAGGUUGUUUGUGGUAUAAAAAAUCUCUCAUUGAUAAUGUGAGGCAGCUUGAGGUGGCUCUUCCAAGUCCUUUCCACAGAAUGCAGGUCACAUGGGUCAAAUUUAUGUCAGAUAAUCAAAUACAUAGUCUCUUCCGUGGUUCUUUUUGGGGUUGACGUUUUGAAGAUUCCAUGCCGGAGCUGGCAUUGCUGUUGGAUACUGAGCUGGAUAACUAGGACCUAUGUGAAGGUUUGGCCUUGUCUGGCAUUGCUUAUGUUCUUAUUCUUUUCCUUGAUAAACACAUCUUCUCAUUUGUAUUGGGAUCUCUCAGAAUUUUAAUCACAAAGGGAAAGUUUAUCUAUUUACAAAAAUGAGAGUGAGAGUCUUAAAUCUUUCUGUGAAUCAGUAAACUUACUCUUUACUAAUCUUUUUCAAUUGAUUAAAAUGUUUCUUCUUAUUAAAUAAAGCACUUUUGUCAUUAGUUAAAA